GUGACUUUUUCUUCGAUUGAAAAUAUAUAUUUUGAUUGAAGCAACUUUUUUUUUUUUUUUAUUGAAUAAUAAACACACAAAUCUACCUCCAUAUUUUCUUACGCGCACACACCACACAUCCUAUUUCUCACGGGGAAAAAUUUUGGUCACCCCCAACAAAAUCUCACUCCUACGUUUUUCUAAAACUUGGUAGCUCUGUAAAUGAUGACAUUAUCCAGUCAUUUUUGGAAAACAAUUUUUGGGUUCCCAAGUGUCUCAACUGCAACAAUUCAAACAUCAUUAAAACUGUACGUUUUACAACCAUCCUUUUCUUUAAAAAAACACCGCAUGUUAUAAACUGAAUUACGUGCAAGUCUAGACGUUCUGGAACUUUGAGCACAGAACUCAGCCGUAUGUAUGUGCACGCGCAUGCGCGCGCACGUGUUCCACUGAUGUUGGGAAAACGAAAGUAAAGGAGGAAACGCCACUCGGCUGAUAGAAAAGUGCGUACACGGCAGCUUGCAUUUGCCAUUCGAGCAUAACGGAGCGCGGUGAGAACACUGGUGACAUCUCUUUUAAAAUUGUCGUCUACUUACUGCUGGGUGAUGUUAGCAUAAAUGGACGCUUUACACUUCCUGGCCAGAUUUAGCUUUCUACAACUGAACAAGUAUCAGUUUUGAAAUACUGAAAGGACAAAUAGGAUGAACAGGGAUAACCAAAAACUUUUUGGAGGAAGAGGAGGAAACCGUGGAGGCCUACAGAAUAGGGGCAGUACAUUUCGUGGAAUGAGUCUCGGUCGACGACAGGUGGAGGGAGGAAGUCGUGGUGCGCUUGAAGUCGUGGAGAAUGAAAAGCGAGGAGGAGGAGAUCUGUGGCUCGAAGGAGUGCUGAGGGGGAUAGGCAGAAACAAUUUGAUGGGACUUGGAGAUGGCGGGAGAGGAGCAGUGAGGAAGAGCGGGAAUCAAGGAGGCAGCGAAAGGCAAAGACAUCUUCCUAUGCCCAAAGCUGGCGUUGGUGGUAGUCAAAGUUGUACUGCAGGGAGUUCGUAUUCCAGAAACAGCGAUUCCACUCUGUUUGGUUCUAGAGGUGCAACUGGGAUAGGACAAUGUGCAGGGGCAGAAGGAAGAAGACACGACAGUGGUGAAAGCCAAAGUCAUAAUAGAUUGGGUUUCACCAGCAGAGACUCCUCGCCAUGGGGUCCUCAAGGUGCCAGAGGGACAGGACGUCAUAACGGAGGCAGUGGAAGAAGGGGUGGGAACAGAGAGAGUUCCACAAGCAGAGAUGGUGUCCCUAUGGGUUGUCAAGAUACUGACAGGAAAGGACAUCAACGGGGUAGGGAAAGACAAGACAACAGAAGAAGAGAUGGCAACGAUGAUUGGCAGAGAGGAAAACGAGGGAGCUCCACAAGCGGAGGCGGUGGGCCGCGUGGUCCUCAACUGGGCUUUAUAUCCCUUCAAGAGCUUUCUGAAAAGGAGCCAUCUGUUGUGGCUCUCACCCUCUCUUCUCACCCAGCCCUGCCGGGCUUGCUUCAGCAGACCGGCAAGAGUCGGGAAUUUGUGGAACUCCUCUGCCUGGUGCUCAGCAAAGCCUUCAAUUCUCGCUCAAACCGAGUCACCCUACAGCGCCUGGCUAGAAUUUUGAAAGACUCCAACUUCUUUCGCAUGACUCUCCCCCACUACCUGGCAGGCAUGAGGUUAGAGUCCAUCCCAGACCACAGAACAGUAUUCCCACAGCCACUGAAAAACAUUGUAUUGAUUCUUAAACAGGUCCUCUCCAACUUUCCCGCUAGCUCGGUCGAAACUGGCGGCUUGCUCCUGACGCUGCUGCAAACCUCCAUUGACAGACUAAGAACAGCAGGAGUUAACAUAGCAGACGAGCUGAUGAAAAACAUGGGAAAGCUCCAGGCUAUGGUUGAGCACUUCGAAGAGAAGUCUCGGGAAGGAACUCUCAACCCAAGAAGAGACAACUAUGGGCUAGAGUUAAAUUUUUCAGAUGAAGAGGACGAACAACCAGCUUUCAGGACCACCCCCAUAUACCCGGCUGCUGAGGAGUUCUCAGAGGACUACAGGCCCUUUCUCAGACCGAAUAAUACUUCAAAGCGAUAUACUAACACCCUGAUCUACCUGGACACACAUUUCAGGCUCAUGAGGGAGGACUUGGUACGGCGACUCCGGGAAGGGAUACAGCAGUUGCAUCAGGUGCAAACGGAGGCAGACAAUACAGAUCUGAAAACAAAGCACUUUGAUGACAUCCUCGUGUAUUUUGAUGUGAAACUGGAGUCUCCUAAGUGCAUGCUGACUGGUCUUGCACAUGUUAUCCAGUUCGAUGUUCAGCCCUUAAAGUUUGUGCGUUGGGAAAACUCCAAGAGAUUACUCUUUGGUUCUCUGGUUUGCCUUUCCUCCGAUAAUUUUGCGAGCUUUCUGUACGCCACUGUGGCAGACCGGAACCCCAAGGAUCUUACCAAGGGGAAGGUUACUAUUAUGUUCACUGAAGACAGCAGAUCCAAGUUGGCCAGAAUGGAGGACGAACAGGUUUUUGUGAUGGUUGAGACCCCUGCCUACUUUGAGGCCUAUCGCUAUGUUCUCGAAGGCCUGCAAGAACAAGAUGAAAAUAACAUGCCCUUUCAGAGGUAUAUUGUGGAGUGUGCCACAGAUGUAUGGGCACCUGCAUAUCUGAGAAGAAGUGACAUUUACAAUCUUUCAUCCAUUGCUGAUGAUAUCUACAAGGCGUGUAUCCGACCAUUUCACUCCCUGAAUGACAACGCCUGGCCUCAAAAAGAGGUGUUCAGUUUGGAUGAGUCCCAAAUGAAAGCCCUCCAACUGGCUCUGACAAAGGAGCUGGCCAUUAUACAGGGACCCCCUGGAACUGGAAAAACUCAUGUCGGUUUAAAGAUAGCAAAGGCUAUUCUGAAAAACGAAGAUCUCUGGAAAGAUCCAGGGAGGAAUUCUCCAAUUCUGGUUGUUUGUUACACUAACCAUGCAUUGGAUCAGUUCCUCGAGGGGAUCUUCAAGUUCAUGCAUUCAGGCAUCGUGAGAGUGGGGGGCCGCAGCAACAGUGAGAUCCUGAAGCCUUUCAAUCUGAGGGAGCUGGUCACUUUACCCAAGUUCAAACAGAAACGGCCAUCUUACCUUAAUCAAGGAUUCAAAGAUAUUCGCACUGAGUUAAAUUUUUUGGAAGAUGAGAUUAAAAACCAUACCCGGAAACUUCAAUGCACUUUAAUGGGUGUCCUGAAUGACAGAAUCCUCCAGAAAUUCAUGAAGGAAAGCCACUGGGCCAGUCUGCACAAACCAAUUGACCUCGGAAUGUGGUUUGGCAAGUCCAGUUUAUUGAUGGAGUGGUUAGGUUUGACUCCCGGCAGCGUCCAGCAGAUGGAGACUGAGGACGGGAAUGGGAAUGAAGAUGAGGAAGUAACAGGGAUGCAGCAGGACGAGGAGGUCAUUGAAAUUGCAGAGGAGGCUGAACUGAUCCAGGCCGAACGCAUCGUCGAGGACGAAAUUGACUUGGGACGUCGCAAGGACCCCAAAAAGGAACGUGAAAUGGAGGAGGCAGCCCUGAAACUGAUGCAGAGAGAAAUGCUGGCGAGCGUAGAUCAGGACGACAAAACUUCUGAGCAGACUCCAGAAGAAUGGAUGUUUCAAAGCAAACAGAAGAAGAAGUUGAAGCGCAAAGUCAUGAAAGAGGUGGCCAAAAAGACGGUGAUGCGUGAAGAACAGGAGCAGUUGAUCUUGGAUCUUUGGCAACUUGACAUGGAGGCCAGAUGGAACCUUUAUCGGUUGUGGAUGAAACGCUACAGAGCUGACAUUCGUGACGAAUUGGUCAUUUCCCAGGAGUUAUACCAACAGGAAGCGGAUCGAUAUGCUGAAAUCAAACGUCAGGAGACUCUUUUGGUCCUCCAAAACGCCAAGGUCAUCGGCAUGACAACAACAGGGGCAGCCAAAUACCGGAAGGCCCUACAAGAAGUACAACCCCAUGUGGUGAUUGUAGAAGAGGCGGCAGAGGUUCUGGAGGCCCACAUUGUCACUGCGCUGAGUCAAGAAUGUCAGCACCUCAUUCUCAUAGGAGACCACCAGCAGCUACGCCCCAGUUCCACAGAGUAUGAUUUGGAGAAGAAUUACAAAAUGGGGGUGUCCAUGUUUGAGAGGCUGGUCAAUAUGGGACUUCCAUUUGUCAGGCUCAACCAACAGCAUCGAAUGAGGCCAGAAAUCGCCAGCCUGUUGACGCCGCACAUUUACGAAGACCUGCAAAACCAUCCCUCUGUGUUGAACUUUGACAACAUUAAGGGUUUGAAAACCAAUUUGUUCUUUGUGGAGCACAACCAACUGGAAAAACAGUUCAAGGAGGGAAAAAGCCAUCAGAACCAACACGAGGCCACAUUUGUCGUCGCCCUUUGCCGUUACCUUCUACUUCAAGAGUACAAACCUGAGCAGAUUACCAUCCUAACGACAUACACAGCCCAGUUCCAAUGUCUGCGCAAACUCAUGCCUGCCGCACAAUUCUCAGGCGUCCGAGUGCACGUAGUGGAUAAGUACCAAGGAGAAGAGAACGACAUCAUCUUGUUGUCUUUGGUGCGUAGCAACACGCAGGGUAGAGUGGGCUUCCUCAACAUCUCCAACCGCGUCUGCGUGGCUUUAUCUCGGGCAAAGAAAGGUCUCUACUGUAUCGGCAACAGUGAAAUGCUAGGCCAGGUGCAGCUAUGGCACAACAUCUUCAGCACUUUAAAGGAGAAGGAUCAGAUCGGGCCCUCCCUAACUCUGUGCUGCCCAAAUCACCCGGAACGGAAGAUCCAAGCCUUUCGUGCAGAAGAUUUCAAGGAGGCUCCCGAAGGUGGCUGCACCCAACCUUGCGAGUUCCGUUUAGACUGCGGCCACGUGUGCGCGAGCGUCUGCCACGCCUACGACAAGGAGCACGAACAAUACAAGUGUCUUAAGGACUGCACGAAAAUUCUAUGCGAUUUAGGACACAAAUGCCCACAAUCCUGUUAUCAAGAUUGUCCGGAGGAAUGCCCAAUCAAGAUUGAAAAGACCAUACCUAUGUGUGGGCACAAACAAAUGGUUCCCUGUUUCCAGGACCCGAGCACAUUUUUGUGCAAAAUGCAAUGCCAGAAAACGCUCCAGUGCGGACAUCCCUGUACAUCAUGGUGCAGCAUGCCAUGCACCAGCAAGUGCAUCGUCAGUGUCACGCUCCAACUAAGAUGUGGUCAUAGGCAGGAGGGUGCUUGUUUCUACCAAACCGUAGAUGACGUAGAUGACGAGCCUCUGUGUAAGACCCCGUGCAAGCAGCAGCUUGAAUGCGGCCACGCCUGUCGUGGAACCUGCAGCCGAUGUUACAACGGUCGCUUCCAUUUGGCCUGUUCUUACAAGUGCGAUCGUCUCCUGAUAUGUUCCCAUAAGUGCACGGGGAACUGCAACCGUGACUGUCCGCCCUGUCAGAAGCCCUGUGAGAACUGCUGCGUCCACAGCAAGUGCAUGAAGAAGUGCGGGGAACUCUGCUCGCCGUGCAACGAGCCUUGCGCAUGUCAAUGCCCUCACCAAAGCUGCGGCAAGCUAUGCCACGAGCCGUGCGAUCGGCCGCCGUGCACCCAGCCCUGCGCCCUGACCCUGGAUUGCGGCCACCCGUGUAUCGGCUUGUGUGGAGACAAAUGUCCCAGCGAAUGCCGCGUCUGUGACGAAGACAAAGUCACGGAGAUUUUCUUUGGCACGGAGGACGACCCCGAGGCUCGCUUUAUCCGGCUGGAAGACUGCGGCCACAUUAUCGAGCACGAGUCCAUGGAUGCUUACAUGAGCAUGGAUGAUGACCAACAGGCCGACCGGGAAGGGCAGAUGGCCAUAAAACUAAAGGAGUGUCCAAAGUGUCGAACUCCUAUUCGCAAGAACCUACGCUACGGAGCUCACGUUAACAAAAGUCUGGCGGCAAUAGAGAUGGUCAAGAAAAAGAUCAACGGGGAUCAGGUGAACGUGAAAAAGCGCAGUGAGGAGCUCAAGUUGCCGUUGAUGAGCCUUUUACAGGAAGGUAUGCUUUUCGAAGCGCAAUACCUGGAAAUGGAACGUGUGCUGAAAAGCAAACAAAUCACGGCGCUUGAUAUAUGGGUCAUAGAAAACAAGGUGAACUUCAUUACAAGGAUUCAGAAACUACGGAAGGUCGUGAAAGAUCAAGUCGUAGACUUCAGAGUGAUGACAGAUACUUUCCUGUCGUGGGUUAAUAACCCUUUCCAGAAAUUCACCGAGCAGCAGCUGUUUGAUUUGCAACGGGAGCUGCAGAGGCUCACGCUCUGGGCGGAAUUCAUCGUUCUUUCGAGCAAAGCGGCCAUGCUCCGCAAAAGUAACAUAAUCGAAACCGAGAAGCAAAUAGCGGAUGAAGGGCUGAAAAAGCACGGCCAGUUUACCGAGCGCGACCAACGAGCGGUCACCGAGGCUUUGGGGGUGAUGAAGCAAAAAGUUCCCGUUACCGGUUUAGGGAUCAGCGACGAGGAGAGAAAGAUGAUCGUCUCGGCUAUGAAUAUGCGCUCGGGACAUUGGUACAAAUGUCCCAACGGUCACGUCUACCUUAUCACGGAGUGCGGCGGGGCUAUGGAGGCCCGACGCUGCCCUGAUUGCAAUGCCACCAUCGGCGGGCAAAGCCACAGGCUGGCCAGCGGCAACGCAGUCGCAACUGAGAUGGACGGGGCACGACACGCCGCUUGGUCCGAAGCUAAUAACCUGCUUAACUUCGGAAAUCUUAACCUUGACUGAGCUAACACGCAGUGCUCGUAGCUAAAAUUCUUUAAAUAUGCAUGGGCCCAUUUGCCAGUUUGUUUUUUCGCAUAUGUAACGUUAGUGGAGUGCUUUAAAUGAUGCUUUCUGCACAGUUCAUCCUUCACACUUAAUCAAUACAACUGAUGCUUGUAGACUGUAGACUUCGUAUAAUAAAUGGUGUUACUGUUG
This is a messenger RNA of Corythoichthys intestinalis (scribbled pipefish), 6899 nucleotides long. RefSeq names its product zinc finger, NFX1-type containing 1 (gene znfx1). Gene Ontology annotation, biological process: regulatory ncRNA-mediated heterochromatin formation. The transcript is spliced from 20 exons. Gene Ontology annotation, cellular component: nuclear RNA-directed RNA polymerase complex. Lineage: Eukaryota; Metazoa; Chordata; Actinopteri; Syngnathiformes; Syngnathidae. Bases 681 to 6707 code for a protein of 2008 amino acids. The record is from RefSeq and is a predicted model, not a curated record. Gene Ontology annotation, molecular function: helicase activity.